Molecule: messenger RNA, 3316 nt
Organism: Amphiprion ocellaris (clown anemonefish)
Lineage: Eukaryota; Metazoa; Chordata; Actinopteri; Pomacentridae
Gene: keap1a
Product: kelch-like ECH-associated protein 1a
Exons: 12
Coding region: 940-2745 (601 amino acids)
Molecular function (GO): protein binding
Source: RefSeq, a predicted model, not a curated record
UGCGUAUUGGUGUUUGCAGUGUAAAGAGUUGCAGUGUCAUGUUGGUGCACAAAUUCCUCCCCGCUCCGGUUGGACUCCAGCCCGCAGAGACGCAGCGCAGCGACUCCGCGCAUUUGUGACUUUGACGCGGAUCCGAGCGACCGAUCCGCAGGUUUGAGUCCACCGGAGAGGACCGAGAAGCUUCCGCCGGAGAAACACCCUCCUGUGGCCGGACAGAUAAAGUCCCCCGCGGUGGUUUCUGGCGUGAUUUCGCAGCUGUCGUUCAGGUUGGAGGAAAAGCUUCACUACAGACGUCCUGUUAAAGAAAUCUCUGCUACGAUACGACUGAUUGCGUUUGCCAACCACUUCUUCUUCUCCUCUGGAGCUCUACAUGGCAGAGGACUCUCAGAAACAUCCGGAUGGAUUACUUUCAAAGCCCAGAAACUUGUACAUUAUGGACCAACAGUCAUUUAGCGAUCGUGGUUUGACUCGCUGUGUGGGAACCGUCUGAUCCUGACGUAAAGGCUGUCAGUCAUGUCGGAGGCUGGAUGUGUGAAUGAGGGAGCAUCGUGUGGUUUGCCAUUGGUCUACAAGCUGGUUUCACCGCCGCGUUCGAGCAGAGAAAUACAAAGCAGGAACUCAUUUAUUGCAGCAAACGGCCUGCUCUGCCUGAUCACCAAUGGAUAAUACUGUUCUGGCUUAUCUCUUGGGAAACAUAGACUCACUGAAGACAUUUUUGUGCUAAAUCUUCUGCAAAAAUGGAAAAACUAAAGACAUCUGCUCACUGGAAACUUUACAUUCAUGAGCUAAAGACCAAAGGAAUUUGCUCUGUUGACAGUCUGACCCCAAUGGGAUAAGAACUGAACUUCUUGGACUUUACAAGACUGUAUGACUGAGCAGGUACCGAUCACUAAUAACUAGAACAACUAAAUCUGGAGUUACUGCUACGCACUCUCCAGAAUGCAUUGCUCACUGAGGAAGAAACGUCCAACACGCGACUCAGAUUUCUCAGCUAUCGUGGUUCCUUCAAUGCACGGGUCCGGAUAUCUGGACUACACCGUCGAGAAUCACGCUUCCAGAUCGCUGAAGGUCAUGGACGAGUUCAGACGCCAUGAGAUGUUGUGCGACCUGGUGCUGCACGUCACCUACAAGGACAGGACAGUGGACUUCAAGGUGCACAGGGUGGUUCUGGCCUCCUGCAGCCCCUACUUCAGAGCCAUGUUCACCAGCAGCUUCAAAGAGUGCGGCGCCUCCGAGGUGACCCUGCGCGAUGUCUGCCCCCAGGUGGUGGGAAGACUCAUCGACUUUGCCUACACCUCCCACAUCACGGUGGGAGAGAAGUGUGUGCUUCACGUUCUUCUGGCUGCUAUGAGAUACCAGAUGGAGGACGUGGCCAAAGCGUGUUGCGAUUUCCUCGUUAAACAUCUGGAGCCGGCCAACGUCAUCGGCAUCGCUCGCUUUGCAGAAGAGAUCGGCUGCACGGAGCUGCACCAGCGGAGCCGAGAGUACAUCAACACACACUUCAACGAGGUGACCAAAGAGGACGAGUUCUUCAGCCUCAGUCACUGCCAGCUGCUGGAGCUCAUCAGUCAGGAGAGUCUCAAGGUGCUCUGUGAGUCGGAGGUGUAUAAGGCCUGUACCGACUGGGUGCGCUGGGACAUGGAGGGCAGAGCUCAGUAUCUUCAUGCUCUCCUGAAUGCUGUUCAUAUCUACGCUCUGCCUCCGAAGUUCCUGAAGACCCAGCUGCUGUCUUGUCCCAUCCUCAGUAAGGCCAAUUCCUGUAAGGACUUCCUGUCUAAAAUCUUCCAGGAUAUGACGCUCAGGAAGCUUCCUCCUGCACCUAACCGUGGAACCCAACUCAUCUACGUGGCGGGGGGAUACCGCCAGCAUUCUCUGUCCUCCAUGGAGGCUUAUGAUCCCAGGAGGAAUGUCUGGAUAAAACUGGCCGACAUGGGGACUCCGUGCAGUGGUCUGGGAGCCUGUGCACUGUUUGGUCUGCUCUACACUGUUGGAGGCAGGAACAUGUCGCUCCAAAACAACACCGAGUCCAACGCCCUGUGCUGCUACAACCCCAUGACGAACCAGUGGAGCCAGAGGGCCUCCCUGAACGUCCCCAGGAACAGGGUCGGCGUGGGCGUGGUGGACGGCUGCAUCUACGCCGUCGGAGGUUCCCAGGGCUCGAUGCAUCACAGCACGGUGGAGAGGUGGGAUCCAGAGUCUAACCGCUGGUCCUUUGUUUGUCCGAUGUCGAUGGCUCGCCUUGGGGCCGGAGUGGCAGCCUGUGGGGGGGCUCUGUAUGUGGUGGGGGGGUAUGAUGGACAGAACCGCUGGAACACUGCUGAGAAAUACCAGCCUGACACUAACAGCUGGCAACAACUGGCUCCCAUGAACACUAUUCGCAGCGGACUGGGGCUGGUGUGUAUGAACUCGUACCUGUACGCUGUAGGAGGCUACGACGGGCGGUCGCAGCUGUGCUCUGUGGAACGUUACAACACCGUGAGGAACAUCUGGGAGCCCAGAGCCUCCAUGCAGUACUGUCGCAGCGCACAUGGAAUCACAGUCCACCAGGGACGCAUCUUUGUCUUCGGAGGUUUUAACCAGCACGGCUUCCUGUCCAGCGUCGAGUGUUACUGCCCAGAAAGAAAUGAAUGGACUUGCGUCACCGACAUGCCUCUCGGACGCAGCGGCAUGGGCGUCGCCGUUACCAUGGAGCCGUGUCCCGGCAGCCUGCCAGAACCAGAGGAGGACGAGGAUGGAGCCACGUAAGAUGAAAUCUAUUGUAGCCUCAAGUGUUGGAUUCACUUUUAAGUGGUGCUGCUUUUCAAGACGGGGGGCCCAAGUGCAUCAAAUACAAAAAAAACAUUCCAAAAUAAAACUCCCCACGUCUCCCUGCCAUCGUGGAUCGUAUUUGUAUCGCACUAGCGGAUACAGCUACAGUCUGUGUGGGAACUUUGAAGAGGAAGACAUUUAUGUCUACGUCUGCUUCAAGUGAUGCAGAACAAGCGGUAGCAUGACAGAGACCUCACAGUGAACUGGUGCUACUGAUGUAAACUCAAAUAAUAUUUAAUUAAAUGUUAUUCUUCAGCCUUUAAUCUCUUUAGUGCUCGGUUUCAUUUGUAGAUUUACUUGAACGUCCUUCUGUGUGUCCUUCUUUCUGAUUCCUCUACCUACAUGUGUCUGUUUCUCUGUCCAAAAGAGCACUUUUUAUGUGUCCUCUUCAUUUUGUGCCAAAGUAGUUCCAUCAAAAGCUGCCAUUUUAUAUGAUUUUGUGCGUGUGUGCAAUCACUGUAUUUUAUUUGAUGUCUCUGAAAAUAAAUUGAAUCAAAUAUGUAAAGUA